Messenger RNA from Necator americanus (New World hookworm), 1029 nucleotides. RefSeq lists its product as uncharacterized. The coding region runs from base 1 to 1029 and encodes 342 amino acids. NCBI's taxonomy places the organism in Eukaryota, Metazoa, Nematoda, Chromadorea, Rhabditida, Ancylostomatidae. The transcript has 9 exons. The record is from RefSeq and is a predicted model, not a curated record.
AUGGAUGGAAAAUCGGAAACAUUCACUUCCGGAAUUUCAAACGAGGACGACGACAAUGAUCAACCAUUCGCGGUCACAGAAUCCCUUAUUAAAUCGUUAGAAAGUGCUGAUAACGAAGUAACUAUGCCGAUACGAACGGAAAAGGUGUUGACAACGCUCAGCGAUCAAUAUGCUAAGCAUCCUGUAAAUACAUUCAUUGAAAGUACUGAUGGCACUUACUUGAGUAGUACUGUUCGACCAACAACCACAUCUACAUUCGAUAAUGAGCUCACUUCAGUACCAUCAGUGCCUGCCCACAGGAUCCAGGAUUCUAUCUUCUCAGAAAGCUCCACACCACCUCAUGAGGUUCCCACAGCGAAGAAGAAGAAGAAAAAUGAUACCGUAUACGGUUUGAACAAAUCGGAAUUCCAAGGGUACCUGUAUCUGACAGAUGUCGGGGAUCCAACAAAUGAAUGGACGGGCGAACUAUCAAACGACAAUUUCCCGGAAUCUGUGGUUAGCUUUGAUCAGGGUAGUGCAGUUGAGGAGCACUCGGAUAGGAGCGGCGAUCUUCACGUUGAGGAUGUAGUGGUGGCUCCUCGAGAAAACGGUUUCCCACGCGGCGCGCGAGAGCGGCGGCCGGCUGGCUGGGAAAGUCGUGCCGGGCACGACACUGGGGGCGGCCGAAAAGAACCGCUAGGGAGAAGAUGGAGGCCUGAUGGUACUGGCCACAAGUGGGACCCCGAAGGGCCAAUGGUUGCCGAGAACCGGACGGCAGGUGUAUGCCCGCAGGCAAAGGUCUUGCCUGAUGACGACGUAGACGACUCGUGGCGUUGUACUGAUUCGCUCGACAAGUGGUUGUCCAUGAAGACGACGUUGAAUAGGAGGAGACGGCGAUGUGCAGCGGCUCGACAUAUACAACAACGACUUGACAUGGGUUCAGCGGCUCGACAUGGGUUAAGUGCGGCUCGACAUGGGCAGCGGCUCGACAAGCAGCGGCUCGACAUGGCUGUGGCUAUAGAUGGAUGGUGGACAGUGGGACCCAACUAG